AUGAUCUUUUUUCUUUCAUUCUUUCUUUCUUUCUUUCUUUCUUCUUCGUCACCAAUACUUCUUUUUACCAUUUACGUUCUUUUUCUUAUCAUCAUCAUCAUCUUUAGUUAUUUUCAUUCUUUCUGUUUUUCAUUCAUCCUUUUUUCCUUCUUCUUCUUCUUCGUCAGUAAUCCCAUUUUUCUCUUUUCUUUGUUUUUCCUUUUACUUUCUUUUCCACGUCAUCCUCUUCAUCAUCAUAAUCAUCAUUAUUAUAAUAAAAUUUCUGUUUUCAUUCUUUCUUUCAUUCUUUUUUCUCUCUUUUUCUUCCUCGCCAAUUUCCUUCCUUCUUUCUUUCUUUCUUUCUUACUUUCUUUCUUCUUCUUCUUCAGUAAUCAUAAUUUCUUCUCUUUUACUUUUUAUCUUCUUUCACCUCCUUUGAUCAUUAUUAUUAUAAAAUUUAUUUGUUUCCUUCUUGUCUUUUUUAUUCGUUUCUUCCUUCAUUCUCUCUUUCUUUCUUUCGUUCUUUUCGUUGUCCCCAUAUUUUUGUCUCCUUUUCGGCGACUCCUAUCCUUUACUUGCCCUCCUGAACCAUCCCACCUGAACUCCUCCACUCAAACUACAAAGUCUUUUAAUCGAAAUCAACUUUCGUUACUUCUAUUCACGGAAUCCCUUCGACCUGUCUUACAUUUUUACUUUGAUUUUCUCUUCCUUUCAGAACUCUGCUUCUAG
Messenger RNA from Acanthosepion pharaonis, 708 nucleotides. Lineage: Eukaryota; Metazoa; Mollusca; Cephalopoda; Sepiida; Sepiidae. The record is from the annotation of a GenBank genome assembly.